ACAAAAAUUGUGCAGUCAGAGGAUAAACCACAAAACAGUAUUUAACAGGGAGACACCAGGUCAUUUUUUUAAAUACCCAGUAAAGGGUUUUUAAUAGUUCAUUGAUAUAAAAAUCCUGCCAACCUAAUCUACGUAAAUAUAUGAGGAAGAUUUCAAUGGCCGCAUCUAGAGAAAUGUACCAACUGGAACUACACUAGAGCUUGGCUUGCUUCUGAAAUAAUACUGUACACAAUAAAAGAACAACUUCUUUUUUAAAAAGCCCCACGUCAAAUGUAUGGUGUAUCAAUAAAUGUAGCUCUUAGAUGGAGUGAUAGUUCAACACUAUUUGUAAGACAUUUAUGGUCUUAAUACAUUUUGUGCUAAUAAUAGUAAUAAAACCUCAAUCUGUUUACCAUUUUUGAGACAUAGAUUUAGGGUUUUAAUUUUUAAUAUUCUGAUUCUCUAUGAUAAUCAACAAACUUUUUAAGCAUAUUAUAUUGAUCAAAAUCCUGUGAGAAGAGCAAAUGAAAUAUGAGUUUUUAGAAAUUAACAGUAUAAGUGUAUCUAUACGCAGACAUAUACAUACUCUUUUUUGAAGAUAUGUCCACUGGUAGAUUUCCCAUGCUCCAGCAUUGGAUAGCUGUACACUCAUGUACACAUGGACAGAACCAACAUGUUAUCACAAACAACACCCCCACCAAAAAAAAAAAGACACACACACACACACACACACACACACACACUCAGUUUGGUUUCGUUUCCUCAGACAGAGUCUCAUUAUGUUACCUAGUCUGGUUAUGACCUCAUAUCCCUCCUCCCUCCUGACUGCUAGGAUUAUAGGUGUGAACCACCACACCUCACUUACGCUUUUAUUUUUUAAAGUACAUGAUAGUGAAUAUUAAAUCAUUAUAGUAUUAGAUUCCAAGUGUAUAUACUUUUAAAACCACAUUAUUUUAAAAUGUCAGAUUUUACAAUACAUCAGAAAUAAUGUUCUUUGUAAAACCUGAAACAACCUCAGAAGCUGACAAUUUGUCCAGAGUCCUUCUAAGUUCAGAGAAGUCAAGACCAUGGUAGGACCUUCUACUCUGCUCCUCUUGCCUUGUUAUUAUAUUCUAGAAUUAGGAGCUGUAUUGAUCUAGUAUAUCCUUGGAAACUGGAUUUAUGGCAAGCAGAGAUUCCCCAAUCAGUGGUAUGUGGGUAUGACUAACUUUCAAACAACUACAAUAUUAAUUACUCGCCUUUCCAUAAGAGUCAUUACCAUGUUCUUUCUGAUAAUGAUCUCCUCUGGUGCUUUUGAAAUGUGUUCUAGGUUUAUAAUAAUUCAACUUCUAUGCACAGCUUUUCACAUUUUAAGUCUAAAAUAUGAGUAUGUUGCUUUGAUGCUGUAGAUCACUUCUGGCACCCACCCCUUUGCAAGUGUCUUCACAAAUACACUAUAGUUCAGCACAGCACAGAAAGCAGCCAGAAAGGGAUGAGAUGGUGGGACAAUAUCAGAGAAAGGGGUGCGGACCUCUAAGCAGCAAGGUUGUUCAAACCUGAGGCUGCUUAAAUCGCAUCAUUACUAACUCACAACUGGAUUAAAACAUGAAUUCUUUUUCAUUUAAGAACAGAGAUGGGGCCAGUAGGCGGGGCCGUCCCGGCCAGGCCCUGCGCGCUCCGCCCCCACUGCUGCCCACGCGCGCGCGCCCGCCCCCGCACGUGGCGCCGGAACUCGGCGCGGGCCCGCUCUGCAAAGUAACAACUCUCGUCCCAGUGGAAUAGAAGAUGAACUCAACUGAAUUCGGUGAAGAUGUAGAAGAAGUUGUAAAAAAUAACGCUGUGAAGGUAGAGGGUGAUGAUGCUCCGCUGGACUACUCCCGGAACUCCAGGGCCUCCGAGAAGCACCCCUUGGACAGCGUCCUCACUGCCCUCCAGGAGUCCAGCAAGCGGAAGCAGCUGGGCAGCGACAACCAACCAGACUCCGUCCCCAGUGUGAAGAGGAGACGGUUGAUACCCGAGGCACUCCUCGCAGGCAUGCGCAACCAUGAGAACAGCUCACCCUGCCAGGGAAACGGGGAGCCAGCCAGCCGGGGCAGGAGUGGCAGCUGCGUGUGGCCUGCAGAGGAAGAGCCUUCCAAUGAGGCCACCACUCCUUCCUACAAGAAGCCUCUGUAUGGCAUCUUCCACAAGAUCAUGGAGAAGAACAACCCUCCCUCUGGAGACCUGCUCAGCCCCUAUGAGCUCAUUGAAAAGGCAAACUUCAGUAACAGUCCUCCUCUACGCCUGCUGAAUGAGCCUCAGAAACGGGAAUGUGGUGCUGGGGUGGCCAGUGAUGGGGACCCCAAUAUCUACUUCCUGAUCCAGAAGAUGUUCGACAUGCUCAACACGCUCACAUCUAACAUGUCCCAGCUUCACAGCAAGGUGGACCUGCUCUCCCUCGAGGUGAGCCGUAUCAAGAAGCAGGUGAGCCCUUCAGAGCUGGUGGCCAAGUUCCAGCCUCCGCCCGAGUACCAGCUCACUCCCGCCAAGCUGAAGCAGAUCGUGGAGCAGAGCCUGUCCUGCGGCGACCUAGCCUGUCGCCUGCUUGUGCAGCUCUUCCCCGAGCUCUUCAGCGAUGUGGAUUUCUCCCCCGGCUGCAGUACCUGCGGCUUUGCCGCCAAGCGGAAGCUAGAGUCGCUGCACCUCCAGCUUAUCCGCAACUACGUGGAGGUCUACUACCCCUCUGUGAAGGACACGGCUGUGUGGCAGGCUGAAUGCUUGCCACAGCUGAACGACUUCUUCAGCCGCUUCUGGGCCCAGUGGGAAAUGGAAGACAGCCAGCCAGGCGGCCAGGUCACCAACUUCUUUGAAGCCGACCAAGUGGAUGCCGGCCACUUCCUGGACAACAAGGACCAAGAAGAAGCUCUGUCUCUGGACCGCAGCAGCACCAUCGCCUCCGACCAUGUGGUGGACACACAGGACCUCACCAAGAUCCUCGAUGAGGCCUCUUCCCCAGGUGAGUUUGCUGUGUUCCUCCUGCACCGGCUCUUCCCAGAGCUGUUUGACCACCGGAAGCUGGGUGAGCAGUACAGCUGCUAUGGGGACGGUGGCAAGCAGGAGCUGGAUCCCCAGAGGCUGCAGAUCAUCCGCAACUACACGGAGAUCUACUUUCCCGAUAUGCAGGAGGAGGAGGCCUGGCUGCAGCAGUGUGCCCAGCGCAUCAACGGUGAGCUGGAGGGCCUGGGGCUGGAGGCGGGCAGCGAGGGGGAGGCCCCACGGGACGACUGCUACGACUCCUCCAGCCUGCCAGAUGACAUCUCAGUGGUCAAGGUAGAGGACAACUUCGAGGGCUAUCGGCCUGGCCGGCGCUCCAAGAAGAUCUGGCUGGUGCCCAUUGAUUUUGACAAGCUGGAGAUCCCACAGCCUGACUUCGAGAUGCCAGGCUCAGAAUGCCUGCUGAGCAAGGAGCAGCUGCGGAGCAUCUACGAGAGCAGCCUGUCCAUCGGCAACUUUGCCACCCGCCUGCUGGUGCACCUCUUCCCAGAGCUCUUCACCCACGAGAACCUGCGCAAGCAGUACAACUGCAGCGGCUCCCUGGGCAAGAAGCAGCUGGACCCUGCCCGCAUCAGGCUGAUCCGCCACUAUGUGCAGCUGCUCUACCCGCGGGCCAAGAAUGACCGCGUGUGGACUCUGCAGUUCGUGGGCAAGCUGAACGAGCGCUGUCGGCGGCGCAGGGACACGGAGCUGCGGCGCUCCUACCAGCAGCAGCACAAGGUCCACGUGCCUGGCCCCGAGUGCCGGGACCUAGCAAGUUAUGCAAUCAACCCCGAGAGGUUCCGAGAGGAGUUUGAGGGGCCCCCACUGCCUCCUGAAAGGAGCAGCAAAGACUUUUGCAAAAUCCCCUUGGACGAGCUGGUGGUCCCCUCGCCAGACUUUCCGGUGCCUUCCCCCUACCUGCUGUCAGACAAGGAGGUAUGUGAGAUCGUGCAGCAGAGCCUGUCCGUGGGCAACUUUGCUGCCCGGCUCCUGGUCAGGCUUCCAGAACUCUUCACCGCCGAGAACCUUCGACUGCAGUACAACUACUCCGGGGCUUGCAACAAGAAGCAGCUGGACCCCACGCGGCUGAGGCUCAUCCGUCAUUACGUGGAAGCUGUCUACCCCGUGGAGAAGAUGGAGGAGGUGUGGCACUAUGAAUGUAUACCCAGCAUCGAUGAGCGGUGUCGCCGCCCCAAGAGGAAAAAGUGCGACAUCCUCAAGAAAGCCAAGAAAGUGGAGAAGUGAGAGGGCUGGGCCGCCCAGGGACUUGGGUCACCACAGGCUGAGCAAUGGGCGGGGACCGAGCAUUGCUCCGGAGCUCGUGUACGGUACCCACAGACAGGCACCUUAUGUCAGUGGCGAGUGGUUUCCUACAUUUGCACACGUAACACCUACCCAGCCACAAGAAAGAAGCCUUGAAUUCGGUCUCUUGUAUUCACGACUCUAUUCUGUGAUCCCUGGUGGCACGGCCGGAGCCUGGGAGUAACCAUGCUGUGAAAUCCAAGAAUUGACAGGGUAGUCCCUCCUCAGGGCUGGGGCGCCCUCCCUAGCCCUCACAAUUCAAAAUACAAAUUUAGACUAGAUGUGGUAGUCCACACCUCUACUCACAGGCCAUUGGACCUCUGUGAGCUCAAGGCCAGUCUAGUCUACAUAAUGAGACCCUGUCUCAAAAACAGCAAAAUACAAAUUCAGCAGCUUGUUUCUCUCCCAUGUUUUGCAUGUUCCAUUUUUAUCUUUUUUUUUUUUAAUUAAAAUGAAAUCCUUUUCAAGAAAAUCAUCGGGCUCUUUGGUAGUCAUUUUAUUUAGGGGAAAAGAAAUCUUAAAAUAUUUGAAAUGAGAUACUGUAAGAUUACUUAAAUUGCUGGGAUUUUUAAAGAUGAUUUUAGAUUUAUGCUUUUUUUUUUUCUUUAAAGAAAUGCCAUAUUCAGGCGUUAUGGGUACCUGGCUUCAGGCGGCACAGUGGCUAGUUUUACUAAUCCUGUGUUUGACAUCUGAGUUUGGAAGAGUCCAGAGGCCCCUUGGAUCCAGCCGACAGGAUGGAAUCUAAGUACUAGAAGUAGUGUGUAGCCCCUUGAUACUCUAUGAGUCCCCUUCUGCCGGGCCCCCCCCCCCGAAAGGUUCCCUGGGGCUCAGCCUGUCAGCCUGCCCUGGGGUGCUCAUUGUAGACAGAACGCUGGAAGAAGACGUGAAUGUAGAUAGAUGUGGAGGGAGGCUCAGUUCACCGGACUCCACGUGAGCUGUGUCCUCCACAGCCCUGUUCCCUCUGUACACAGAGAUGGGACACAAGGUGUAGGGACAUUUUUGUGUGAUUUAUGGGUGGGCUUCUCUUGGUUCACCAAGAACUGUUUACUUUUCCAUGAAUUUGUACAAAGUCCUAUCCCCCGACCUCAGUGUUAGCUCCUCCCAUGAGCAGCAUGGCCUUGUACCUCGAAGAGCCUAGGGCUCUUCUGCGGGUGUCGGAAGGACCCAGACCAUCUUAAAUGGAGCACCCCUGCCCCUUCCCAGCCCCACUCAGACCUCCUCAAUCCUUCCAGGAAGUUCUGCCGUCCUGGCCCGGCCCACCCCUGCCCUGGAGGCACACAUGUCUUCUACCCUCCACACUGGGCCAGAGCCUAAGAAGGAAAGGAAGCAGUGUUUCCAAACUGAAUCCAUCUACCAUUGACCUAGAAAAUGAAUUGAGUUGCCUGGGUAGUCAUAAAAGCCUCGUGGGACAUUUCAAAUGCGGUAACUUAAUGGCUUACUAUUUUGCUACCUUAAUAUGCAGAAAUGAUAGAAAUAAUCUAUGAAUUUUCUCAUGCAGAUAAGAACUUUAGUUCUAGUAGACAAUAUGAUAUAAUUUUGCAUGUACCCAAUGGGCAUUUAAAAAAAAUAACAAUUUUGAAUACUAUAAAGCUUCUAUUCACUGUCAUUUUCAGGUAAUUCAUGCUGUAACUGUAAACCUAAAUUAUUGAUGUUGAGAAGUACACAGGGCCUUCAUGGCUCUCUGUCACAUGACCACACCUGCGAACAUAUCUCCUUACUAAAAAGUGGGCAGGGCGGGGGGUGCUCCACAAACAAAGCAACCUUCUUUGUGCCUAGAAAGAAGGUCACAGGGGCAUCCAAAAGACUCCCCUUCCCCUUACUUGGGCCUCUCUCCAAUGCCUUAGUCUCUCUCUCUCUCUCUCUCUCUCUCUCUCUCUCUGUUUCUCUCUCUCACACACACACACAUGCACACGCACGCUCGCAUGCACGCACGCACGCACACACUACCCCAAAGAUGGCUGUGGCACGCUCUCACCCUUCCACUAGUCAGAGAGAAUUCCAUGGAUUUGCUCUGGUCUUGAGGAUAUAACCAAGAGGAUUCCAAACCAUGUGGAAAUUGUCCUGCUUUCUGGAGUGGAGCGUGGCCCCGCAGCGUCAGAAGCACAAUCGGUUGCUGAGUUUUUACAAGUCCUGUCUGCUCACAGCACAGACGGUAGGUUCUCGGAAUUAAGCGUGACUUUUUGUAACCCAGAGCGUGUUGAAUUCUGGGAAACUGUUUUA
Molecule: messenger RNA, 6495 nt
Organism: Peromyscus californicus insignis
Lineage: Eukaryota; Metazoa; Chordata; Mammalia; Rodentia; Cricetidae
Product: BEN domain-containing protein 3-like
Biological process (GO): rDNA heterochromatin formation
Cellular component (GO): heterochromatin
Molecular function (GO): DNA binding
Source: RefSeq, a predicted model, not a curated record